GACCCAGCUCCAUUCCCAGCCCCGCCUCCUUCGGUGGGCAGCCGGCCGGAACUCACGAAUCAGAGCAGCCGACACAUCGUCCGCUCAGCCAAUCGUAGCAGAUGUGUGAUCCCGCCACCUCCCCGGACCCUGGCGGUUGGCGCUGAGUCGGCGACCGCGGGAGACGCUGCUGAGGCGGCUUCGGUUGCGGGUCGGAACGGCGCUGCUCUGCGGGGCCGGUCCAGGCUGGCAGCUGCCGGCGCUUGGCGGUGAGGGCGGGCUCCCGAGUGGCCCCCCACCGAAGGCGGUGGGACCAGCGGCUGAGGCCAGGAUGCCGUUCAGGCGGCGCGGCGACUCCUCACUCAUCCCAGAUGUUGGUUAUCUUUCUGAAGUAGACUGUCCAUGGCCUGAACAUUUUCUGAAAAUCAUUUUGAGCAAAAUAUCUGUUUAAUAACAAGAUAACCACAUCAAGAUGGUUGGAAAGCUGAAGCAGAACUUACUAUUGGCAUGUCUGGUGAUUAGUUCUGUGACUGUGUUUUACCUGGGCCAGCAUGCCAUGGAAUGCCAUCACCGGAUAGAGGAACGUAGCCAGCCAGUCAAAUUGGAGAGCACAAGGACCACUGUGAGAACUGGCCUGGACCUCAAAGCCAACAAAACCUUUGCCUAUCACAAAGAUAUGCCUUUAAUAUUUAUUGGAGGUGUGCCUCGGAGUGGAACCACACUCAUGAGGGCCAUGCUGGACGCACAUCCUGACAUUCGCUGUGGAGAGGAAACCAGGGUCAUUCCCCGAAUCCUGGCCCUGAAGCAGAUGUGGUCACGGUCAAGUAAAGAGAAGAUCCGCCUGGAUGAGGCUGGUGUUACUGAUGAAGUGCUGGAUUCUGCCAUGCAAGCCUUCUUACUAGAAAUUAUCGUUAAGCAUGGGGAGCCAGCCCCUUAUUUAUGUAAUAAAGAUCCUUUUGCCCUGAAAUCUUUAACUUACCUUUCUAGGUUAUUCCCCAAUGCCAAAUUUCUCCUGAUGGUCCGAGAUGGCCGGGCAUCAGUACAUUCAAUGAUUUCUCGAAAAGUUACUAUAGCUGGAUUUGAUCUGAACAGCUAUAGGGACUGUUUGACAAAGUGGAAUCGUGCUAUAGAGACCAUGUAUAACCAGUGUAUGGAGGUUGGUUAUAAAAAGUGCAUGUUGGUUCACUAUGAACAACUUGUCUUACAUCCUGAACGGUGGAUGAGAACACUCUUAAAGUUCCUCCAGAUUCCAUGGAACCACUCAGUAUUGCACCAUGAAGAGAUGAUUGGGAAAGCUGGGGGAGUGUCUCUGUCAAAAGUGGAGAGAUCUACAGACCAAGUAAUCAAGCCAGUCAAUGUAGGAGCUCUAUCAAAAUGGGUUGGGAAGAUACCGCCAGAUGUUUUACAAGACAUGGCAGUGAUUGCUCCUAUGCUUGCCAAGCUUGGAUAUGACCCAUAUGCCAACCCACCUAACUACGGAAAACCUGAUCCCAAAAUUAUUGAAAACACUCGAAGGGGAAUCCUGGAAACAAUCCCCUGUGGAUACCAAGAGAUGACUAUAUAGGGGAGGCCGUGGUGACAGAUGAAGUGGCAUUGGGCUUUGUAAGGGUAAGAAAGCUAAGAGUGGCCUGAGGACAGAUGACAAACAUGACAUAUUGCUCACUUUAGCCAAUGCUCAGAAUCUCUUAGGUUUUUGAAACUUCACAAGCAAUUUAGGCAAACUCUCCUUUCUUCUCUAUCUCUGUAUUCUAUGUAAUCCCACAGUUGAAGGCUGUUCUUAUAGUGGAAUUAAUUAUACCUCACUCCAAAAACUUGACCCUGAUUUCCGUCUACAAACCCAAAGCAGCAAAUACAAUUUACUUUUAUAUUUGAAUUAUUUUCUUUGUAAUGGUGUCUGUUGACAGCCAAAGCCUUUUGUAUGGAAACAUACCACCACUGCCACAAGUAAAAGCUAUAAAGCAGUGUUAAAUACUGUAUAUAGAGCUCACAUUUUUAUAUGCAUUUCUUUUAGGUCUUAUGUAGUGUGUGUACUGUGGAAGAUCGAGAAAGUGCGUUAGGUUGUUAGACAAAAGACCCAGAAGGCCUGCUAGAGAGGCCACAGGUGGAACUAAGAAAGCAAUCUCUAUGUCACUCAGUCUUUGAGAAACUUCCUUCAGAAUCAUAGAACAUUAGAACUGGGAAGGUUAAAAAAUCUUUAGUCUGUUUUUCCCAGCUCCAGUCUCUUGUGAAUAAUUAACAGUAAAGUUAAAGAUUAUGAGAAUUACGUGCCUCCUUUUUUCCCUUGCACAACAUAGAAUUUGUUUUCUAAUAGUAGUGUAUUUGUUAGCUUUGCAUUCCCAUAAGUGAUGGUUUCCAGCCUUGGCAAACCCUUGCAGCCUCCAGCCACAAGUCCCCUGGACCUCAGAGAAUGUAUAUACUGUAUGUGCACCCUAAUAACAUGUUUCCUUAAAACUAGUACUACUGGAUCCUCUAACUUUAGUACAUGUCUUUCAUGUCCAACUUUUCAGAGGCCGCCAAAAUAGCAACCCUAAACUCAUUUGUCACUCUCAAAACAAUAUACGAAUAUGGAAAGCUAAUGUAAAAAUGGUAAGGGACUGAGCCAUUUGGAAGGUAACUUAAUGUAAGUGCCUGAAAAACAGGGAUACAAAAAAGCAAAGGGACAAGAAGCAAGCCAGUUCACCCUGAACCCUACAAAUGUUUGGGAAUUAGAAACAUCAAGUAUUACAAAUUAGGGGAAACGGAUGAAGUCUGAUACUAAAAAUAGGGAGGUUGACAGUCUGUGUAGGAACAGUUAGACUUCCAGAUCCUUAUCUCUAUACCCCAUCUCCCCCUCUGCAGAAGAGAUAGAUUCCCUUAGGGAGGAAGAAAACUAGAGAAAAUAAAGACACUAGGGGGAGAGUGUGAUGUCAGCAAGAUAGUGGAAUAAAAGAUACCUGGCAUCACUCUUCCCACAAAAAUGCAACUAGAAAUUAUUCAGGCUGGGCGCGGUGGCUCACUCCUGUAAUCCCAGCAUGUUGGGAGGCCGAAACGUGUGGAUCACUUGAGGUCAGGAGUUCGAGACCAGCCUGGCCAACAUGGUGAAACGCCGUCUCUACUAAAAAUACAAACAUUAGCUGGGCGUGGUGGUGGGUGCCUGUAAUCCCAGCUACUCAGGAGGCUGAGACAGGAGAAUUGCUUGAACUCGGGAGGUGGAGGUUGCAGUGAGCCAAGAUCAUGCCACUGCACUCCAGCCUGGGCGAAACAGCAAGACUCCAUCUCAAAAAAAAAAAAAAAAAAAAAAAAGUAUUCAAAGACAAGAAUACCAACCUGAGUUCACCAGAACUUGGGGAAGAAGUGGAGAAACCUCCUGGGCCGACAAAAUUUUUUGUAAAAUAAGUGGUCAUUUCAGACUGUGCCACCCCUUCCCCCCAAGCUGGCAUAACACCACUCAGGGAGAAUUUUCCUAGCCCUGCAGUUUCCAAGGUGAGAGGAAGGAACUGGAGGUGGGUAUUCAGUCUCCUCACUGGUCUGGGAAUCUUCCCAGGGAGCCCACUCCCGUCCCAUCAGGGAGAGCCAGGAGAGCUGAACUAUCUGGGGUAAAUUGGGGACAAAGAGCAGGGCACUGAUUGUAGCAACUAGUAUAUGGAUCUUGCUGCUACUCUGUACUCUAAUUAGCCGAGACACCCUAUUGACAAGGCUGGCCAGUGUCUUAGUGCCACUGGGGUGUAAUCAGUGGGAAGGCCUGAAUCCCUGGUCAGAUUUUCCACAAAACUUAGUGCUCACAUGGAACCUUCCCGUGGCCCAGAAACAGCUAUAAGAUUGGGAUUAAGCUGGGCAUGGCAGCUCAUUUCUGUAAUCCCACUUUGGGAGGCCAAGUUGGGUGGAUCAUUUGAGCCCAGGAGUUCAAGACCAGCCUGGGCAACAUAGCAAAAUCCCACUUCUACCACAAAAACAAAAGUUAGCUGCAUGUGGUGGUACGUGCCUGUAAUCCCAGCUACUUCAGAGGCUGAAGCAAAGAGUCGCUUGAGCCUGGGAGACAGAGGUUACAGUGAGCCAAGAUCGCGCCACUGAACGCCAGCCUGGGCAACAGAGCAAAACUGUGUCUCCAAAAAAAAAAAAAAAAAAAAAGUUGGGAUUAACUUCCAGUGUACACUUAAGCACUUAAGACUUUCACAGACUGGGAAAUGAUGACAGGAUAGCAAUAUAGUUGCAGAACAAUGUUUACCUUUCGGUGGUCACUAUAAGUCUUCUUGUCUGUGAAACAAUGUCAGGGCAAGUUAGUUUAGUUUUAGUGCAAUGUUUCGAACGGCAGGGCAAGUUAGUUCUGUUUUAGUGCAAUGUUUUGAAUGGCAGGGCAAGUUAGUUUAGUUUUAGUGCAGUGUUUCAGUUCUGAGGCUCACUGUAAGUCUUCCCCAGAAUGGGAAGAAACAAUAGGACAGUACUUAAGCUCUCAUACUAAGUAAAGGCCCGAAAUCACCAAAGAACACCUGCAAAACCUAGAAGAAAUGGCUGUGUCCUCAAAUGUGCAAGCAUCAACAUAAACAAGCAAUGAUUAUGAAAACUUAGGGAAAUAUGACACCACCAAAAGAAACCAACAAACCUCCACCAGUGGACUCAGAAGAAUUGAAGAUCUAUGAAAUGUCAGACAGAGAAUUCAGAAUAAGCCUCUUUAAAAAGUUCAGUGCAUCUGCCAGGCAUGGUGGCUUAAGCCUGUAAUCCCAGCACUUUGGGAGGCCGAGGCGGGCAGAUCACGAGGUCAGGGGAUCGAGACCAUCCUGGCUAACACGGUGAAACCCCAUUUCUACUAAAAAUACAAAAAAUAAGCAGGGCCUGGUGGUGGGCACCUGCAGUCCCAGCUACUCGGGAGGCUGAGGCAGGAGAAUGGUGUGAACCCGGGAGACGGAGCUUGCAGUGAGCUGAGAUUGUGCCACUGCACUCCAGCCUGGGAGACAGAGCAAGACUCUGCCUCAAAAAAAAAAAAAAAAUGUUCAGGGAAUCACAAGAAAAUAGAGAUAGAAAAUUAAAUGAAAUUUAGAAAGCAGUCCACGUAUGUAGUGAGAAAUUUGACAAAGAAAUAUAAACAAGAAAAAAAAUAGAAAUCCUAUCUAUAAACAAUACAGUAACUGAACUGGAAUAACUCAUUGGAAAGCUUUAGCAGCAGACUUAAUCAAAUAAAAGAAUUGGUGAGCUUCAGGACAGAACAUAUGAAAUUACCCAUUCAGAGGAGCAAGAAUAAAAAAGGGUAAAGAAGUCCUACAAGAAUUGUGGAAUACCGUCAAGCAGACUAACCUCUGCAUAAUAGGAAUUCCUGAAGAUGAGGAGGAAAAGGGUGUAGAAAGCAUACUUAAGCAAAUCAUGGCUGAAAAAGUCCCAAAUCUAGAGAAAGAUGACACUGUCUAGGUACAGGAAGCUCAGUGAUCGGCAAUUAAAAUCAACCCAAAGAAGAGAUACCUAUGGCACAUAACAAUCUGGUUAACAAAAAUCAAAGACAAAGAAAGAUUACUCAAGGCAGCAAGAGAAAAGAAAUGUGUCCCAUUCAACAUACCCCAAUAGAGCUUUCAGCAGAUAUCCCAGCAGAAACCCUGUAGGCCAGGAAAGAGUGGAAUGGUAUAUUUAGAGUGCUGAAGGAAAAGAAAAAAACUGCCAAGCAAGAAUACUGUACCCAGCAAAGUUACCCUUUAUAAACACAAAGGUGAGAUAAAGAUUUUUCCAGACAAACAAAAGUUGAGGGAAUUCAUCAACACCAGACCUGUCUUACAAAAAAUGCUAAAGGGAGCUGUUCAGUCAGAAAGUGAAGGAUGCUAAUGGGUAAAAAGAAAGCAUCUAAUGGCAUUAAACUCACCGGCAAAAGAAAGAAAACUCACUGGUAAAAGAAGACUUCUGAAAAAUUCAGAAUAUUGUAAUACUGCAAAUGGGAUGAAUAAACCACUUAUAUUUUAAGUAUGAAGACUAAAAGAUGAAUUUUUUUUUUUUUUUUAAGACAGAGCCUCACUCUGUCACUCAAGCUGGAGAGUGCAGUGGUGCAAUCUCAGCUCACUGCAACAUGCACCUCCUGGGUUGAAGUGAUUCUCAUGCCUCAGCCUCCGAGUAACUGGGAUUACAGAUAUGUGCCUACACACCUGGCUUAUUUUUGUAUUUUUAGUAGAGACAGGAUUUCACCAUGUUGGCCAGGCUGGUCUCGAACUCCUGACCUCAGGUGAUCCGCCCAUCUCGGCCUCCUGAAGUGCUGGGAUUACAGGCUUGAGCCACCAUGUCCGGCCGACAAAACUAUUAAAAACAGUAACUACAAUGGUUAUUUAGGAGACAGACAAUUGUUUAAGCAAUAAAAAGAUUAAAUCAAAACAUCAAAAAGUCAAAAUGGCAAUGGUGGUGUUAAAGUAUAGAGUUUUUGUUACUUUUCUUUGCAAAGUUAAGUGAUUAUCAGUUUAAAAUAACCUAUUAUAAGAUUUUUUUUUGUAAGCCUCACAGUAACCAUAAAGCAAAAACCUAUCAUAGAUACACUAAAAAUAAAUAGCACAAAAAUCAAAGCACGCUGCCAGAGAAAAUCACUUACCAUAGAGGAAGACAGUAAGAGAGGAAAAUAGGAAGAAAGAAUCUACAAAGCAACCAAAAACAAGGAACAAUAUGGCAGUAGUAAACCCUUACCUGUCAGUAAUAACCUUGAAUAUAAAUGGAUUAAAUUCUUCAAUUAAGAGUGGCAGAAUGGAUUAAAAAACAAGACCCAUCCAUAUGCUGGCUACAAGAAACUCACUUCAUCUGUAAAGAUAAGCACAGACUGAAAGUGAAGGUAUGGAAAAAGAUAAUUUAUGCAAAUGGAAACCAAAAAAGAGCAAGAGAGCCUAUAGUUUUAUCACAUAAAAUAAACUUAAGAUGGUUAAAAAAAAGACAAGGCCAUUAUAUAACGACAAAGGGGUCAGUACAGCAAGAGGAUAUAACAAUGGUAAAUAUAUAUACACCCAACACCAGAGCACCCAAAUAUAUAAAGCAAAUAUUAAUAGACCUAAAGAGAGAGAUAGACUGCAAUACAGUAAUACUAGGGAACAUCCACACUUUCAAUGUGAACAGAUCAUCCAGACAGAAAAGAAACAAAGAAACAUAGACAUUAAACUGUACUCUGGACCAAAUGGACCUAACAGAUAUUUACAGAACAUUCCAUCCAACAGUUGCAGAAUACACAUUUUUCUCAACAGCACAUGGAAUAUUCUCCAGGAUUGAUCAUACAUUAGGUCACAAAACAAGUUUUAACAAAUUUUUAAAAUUGAAAUUAUAUUUAUCUUGUCACAGUGGAAUAAAACUAGAAAUCUAUAAUCAGAGGAACAUUGGAAACAGUACAAAUUAAUGGAAAUUAAACAACAAAUGGACCAAUGAAGAAAUUUUAAAGUAAAUUUUAAAAUUUCUUGAGACAAAUGAAAAUGGAAACAAAAUACCAAAACCUAUGGGAUACAGCAAAAGCGGUUCUAAGAGGGAAGUGUAUAGCAAUAAACGUCUAUAUCAAAAAAGUAAAAAGACUUCAAAUAACCUAACGAUACACCUCAAGGAACUAGAAAAGCAAAACCAAACAAACCCCCAAUUUUUUGUUCUUUUUUUCUCCGUGAAAAAAGGCACCUAAAAAACAAACCAAUGUUAAUAGAAAGAAAUAAUAAAAGAGCAGAAGUAAAUGAAACCAAGACUAAAAGAAUACAAAGAUCAAUGAAAUGAAAAUGUUUUUUUGAAUAGGUAAUCAAAAUUGACAAACCUUUCAGAAGACUAAGUGUUGAGGGGUGGUGGGCGGGGGGAGAGAAGACCCAAAUAAGCAAAACCAGAGGUGAAAAAUGGGACAUUGUAAGUGAUACCACCGAUAUACAAAAAGAUCAUUAGAGACUACUAUGAACAACUAUACACCAAAAAAUUGCAAAGCCUAGAAGGAAUGUGUAAAUUCUCUGACACAUACAACCUACCGAGAUUGAAUCAGGAAGAAACAAAAGACCUCAACAAACCAAUAAUGAGUAAUGAGGUUGAAGCCAUAUAAAAAAAGUCUCUCAAACAAGAAAAGCCCAGGACCUGUUGCUUCACUGCUAAAUUCUGCCAGACAUUUAAAGAACUAAUACCAAUCCUACUCAAACUCCUCAAAACAAAAAUGUUUUUGGAAGAGAAGGGAUUACUUCCCAACUCAUUCUACAAGGGCAGCAUUACCCUGAUACCAAAACCAGACAGGAUGCAACAAGAAGAUGACAGGCCAACAUCCCUGAUGAACACAGAUGCAAAAAUCCUCAACAAAAUACUAACAAACCAAGUUCAACAAUACAUUAAAAAGAUCAUCCUGGGAUACGAAGAGGGGAAGAACAGACUUACUUGAGGGUGGGGGGUUGGAGGAAGGAGAGGAUCAGAAAAAAUACCUAUUCGGUACUAUGCUUAUUACCUGAGUGAUGAAAUAAUCUGUACACCAAGCCUCUGUGACACACAGUUUACCCACAUAACAAACCGGCACAUGUACCUCUCAACCUAAAAAAAAAAAAAAAAAAAAAAUCAUCA
Gorilla gorilla gorilla (western lowland gorilla) is the source of this 8469-nucleotide messenger RNA. RefSeq names its product tyrosylprotein sulfotransferase 1 (gene TPST1). Lineage: Eukaryota; Metazoa; Chordata; Mammalia; Primates; Hominidae. The transcript has 4 exons. The record is from RefSeq and is a predicted model, not a curated record. Gene Ontology annotation, molecular function: protein-tyrosine sulfotransferase activity. Gene Ontology annotation, cellular component: Golgi apparatus. The coding region runs from base 452 to 1543 and encodes 363 amino acids. Gene Ontology annotation, biological process: peptidyl-tyrosine sulfation.